Messenger RNA from Botrytis cinerea B05.10, 1079 nucleotides. RefSeq lists its product as hypothetical. NCBI's taxonomy places the organism in Eukaryota, Fungi, Ascomycota, Leotiomycetes, Helotiales, Sclerotiniaceae. The transcript has 2 exons. Bases 340 to 816 code for a protein of 158 amino acids. The record is from RefSeq and is a predicted model, not a curated record.
GAAAGUACAACUCCACCAUUCAAUCAACACUUCAGACUUACUAUUUAUCAUCAACCGAUAUACCGAAAUCUUUGAUAUCGACAGCACACUAUCAUCAGACGAAAUAAGAAAUCUCAAAAGCGUAGCCUUGGACCGUAUCUAUCAAGUGGUUCAUUCAAUCGUUACUCGCCUCACUUUCCUAAAACGUCUUUCGAAAUCAAUACAACUACUUCAACCAAAUACCAAUUAUCAUUCGGUCUAUCGGCAUCAAAAGCUUCUGAAUUACGUCAAGACUUUACUAUCACCCAUAACCAACAACCUCUUCUCACCAAAAAUUAUUUUAUAUCAUACCUUGUCAAAAUGUCUAUCGCUUCUCCAAAUAUCAUCCCAAUGGAGCAGCAUCUAACUGUCAUCCACCAAGUAGUUCAAUCUGCAAACCCACCAUCAUACGAAGAAGAAAUUCAUUUGCCAAGUUAUGAAGAAGCUAUACUCGACCGUCCUCCUGCAUUCCCAGUUGAUGUGCUCAAAUACGAGCAAGGCAUCAAGGAUAUGUGUUCAAUGGCGGACCUUGAGGUUGAGCGGGCCCUCAGGAUGCCAGCAAGCGUCUUGGAUUUAGAUAUAAAUGUAGAGCAGAAUUUGAUUUACGCAUGUGCUACUUUGCCAGUAACGCCAGAAAACUUUGCACCCUACCUCGGCAAGCAUAUGGUUUAUUUAUAUUUGAGACUUUUGGAAUGGAUGAGGACAAUGCGAGGGACCGAAGAUAUUGAGUGGGGUGUUGAGAGGAUGGCUAUGCAUAGAGCGACCAGGAUACAGGUGAAGAGAAUUGGUCGCAAGUAAACGGAAUCAUAUGUAGACAGUCAGCUCAAGGAUUCCUAUACUAUUGGGAGGAACUUGUAAGGGAGGGGGGUGGAUGAUAUGGGAGACGAUGGCAUGGGCAGGGGAGGGGGAUAGAUGAUGGGAUGAUUUGUCGAUAUAUGUUGGACCGAUCCAUCAUCUAUCACAAACCAUACAAGGUGUAAAGAACAGCUAGAUACAUUGUUUUGUGUUGCAUACAGACACUUGAUGUUAUAUACAGUUCAAUAUAAUGCAACUCUAGAUCA